AUGAUUCGGCCAGUCCCUGGAUUUAAAUACAUCGGACCCUACUGCGCGGGACUAACAGACUCAUGGCACGGUGCUUCCCUGCAUACAACAUAUCCACUUGGCAGAGACGCCCCCACAAGGGCUAACCCCGCAGCAAGUACACAGGACGCCGAGAAAUUUGGAUUCACUAAGGAUCGCGAGCAUUUCGGCCGCUGGCUGGCGUCUGACCACAGGGAGUAUCAUUCACUGCUUGGCGUUAGUGACAGCGCAGGAGCCAAGAGCAACAGCCAAGAGCUGGCGGGCAGCAACGAUGUCGAUGUGCACAUAGUCAACACAUAA
Penicillium crustosum is the source of this 318-nucleotide messenger RNA. RefSeq lists its product as uncharacterized. The transcript has a single exon. The coding region runs from base 1 to 318 and encodes 105 amino acids. Lineage: Eukaryota; Fungi; Ascomycota; Eurotiomycetes; Eurotiales; Aspergillaceae. The record is from RefSeq and is a predicted model, not a curated record.